This is a messenger RNA of Lethenteron reissneri (Far Eastern brook lamprey), 1892 nucleotides long. Its product is annotated as leukocyte elastase inhibitor-like. Gene Ontology annotation, biological process: negative regulation of endopeptidase activity. Lineage: Eukaryota; Metazoa; Chordata; Hyperoartia; Petromyzontiformes; Petromyzontidae. Gene Ontology annotation, molecular function: serine-type endopeptidase inhibitor activity. The record is from RefSeq and is a predicted model, not a curated record.
AAGGAUGAACAACUUAAAGGCGUGUCCAGCCAAACAAAUCCAGAGCAGAUGAACGAGUUCAUCCUGACGGACAGGGCCUCUCUCUCUGUCUCUCCGCUCAGUUGAAAGUUUUCGAGGACGCGACCCCAGGCAGCGAUGGAGAAGGCGGUGGCAGCCAACGCCGAGUUCGCCAUCAACGUCUUCAAGACGCUUGGUGCACGGGAGGCUGGUGGCAAUGUCUUCUUCUCCCCGCUCAGCAUUUCCGCGGCGUUGGCCAUGGUGCUGCUCGGCGCCAAGGGACAAACGUCUGAGCAAAUGUCCAAGGUACUUUGCUAUGAAGGAAUGAGCGAUGUUCACGAAGCUUUCAAGAGUCUGCUCGGCACUUUGAAAUCUCCCGGAGCGGGCUGCGUCCUUCGCAUUGCCAACCGUCUCUACGGCGAGAAGACCUUCGGCUUCCUCAAGGAGUUUCUAGAAAGGACUGAGAAGUUUUAUGAGGCUGAGUUGGCUGCUGUCGACUUCACCGGAGCAUUUAACGAUGUACGGAAGGAAAUCAACUCCUGGGUCGAAGGAAACACUGAAGGCAAAAUAAAAGAUCUUUUGGGCGAGGGCACUGUGGACUCCAUGACCCGACUCGUGGUCGUGAAUGCUGUUUACUUCAAAGGGAAGUGGGCCACACCAUUUAAUCUUCAAAAUACCUCCCAGAAAACGUUUUACCUUAACAAGCGAGAGACAAAGCCAGUGCAGAUGAUGUUCCAAGAGAAAAAGUUUAAACAUGGCUUUGUCCAGCACAUGAAUUUAAAAGUACUUGAGCUUCCAUAUGUGGGAAAUGAACUGAGCAUGAUUAUUCUGCUGCCAGCUGCCAUCGAAGAUGAAACUACCGGUUUGGAAAAGCUGGAGAGGGAGCUGAACCUUCUGAACCUUCAAACGUGGACAUCGCCCAUGGCGAUGCACUCUGGGGACGUUUUGCUGCAUCUCCCACGCUUCCGCCUGGAGCAAAGCUACACCCUCAAUGAGCCACUCUCGACCCUCGGCAUGGGAGACCUCUUCUCGCCGCUCACUGCCGACUUGUCGGGCAUGGACGGAAAACGUGACCUGUUCGUUUCGCACGUGGCCCACCGCGCCUUUGUCGAAGUGAAUGAAGAGGGGACAGAGGCGGCUGCCGCCACCGCAUUAGUCAUGAUGGUGAUGUGUGCCAUGCCUUUCCAGCCACCCUUUCAAUUUUGCGCCGAUCACCCAUUCAUCUUCCUCAUUCGUGACAACCGCAAUGGAAGCGUUCUCUUUUUGGGUCGCUACACGUCCCCCUGAGGGUCCAUCGAGGCUCCGAUUUUCGUUGAGAAAUGUGUACCGUCUGAUUUGAUUGUGCUACUUUAAGGGAAAAAUAUACUCACAUACCAGUGGGAAGACACUCCGUCAGAGUAGGGGGGAAAUAUGCUGGGGAUAAUAUACAAUAUGAGAACUCUUUUGCCAAUAGCAAGAUAAAGUAAUAGGUUUUUAACCUUUUAUCUGGCACCAAAAAUGACACCUUUAUACAAGGGAUGAUGUUUUUGAGUUGUGCGCCUUUUGGUGUCACCUGCUCCAACACCAUGUGAGACUAGGCUAUAAGAAAAGCCGUCUCGGGUGUGGACCAAUCAAUUUCAAGAACAGCGCAUAUCAUUAUCAGAGUUGUCUCUUCUUGUUUGCAUUUUGACUGUCAGUGUUGUGGCUAUUGCAAACAUGAUCCCUCGUAUAAAGGUGUCAGUUUUGGUGCCAAAUAAAGGGUAAAAACCUAUUGCUGGAUAAUAUACACUCCACUUGAAAUGUGUUGUUGUGGCACUCUUGAUUAUUGUUCUUAAGUAUUGUUAGCAAAACUUUGAUUUUUGGCUGCUGGGUAUUGUUGGGAGGGCUGCGUGAUUAAAGUCUCUCGAAUCUUAAAA